UCAAGUCAAGAAAGCUGAUAAGUCUUUACCUUUAGAAAUGUUCAUCACAGUAAUUUUGAUUUUUGUCCUUGUGUACUUCUGGAAAAAGUGGAAUUAUGGUUUUUGGAAUAGAAAAGGUGUCCCAACACCAAGUCCAACAUUUCUGGUGGGAAAUCUUGGACCAGCACUUAUCCAAAGAGAACAUAUUGGAAUUUUGGCGGAUAAAUGGUACAAAAUGUUUCCUAAUUUGCCCUACGUUGGGUUCUACAAGCACUUGUAUCCAGCAAUCCUGCUUAGAGAUGUUGAAUUAGUGAGAGAUGUGAUGAUCAAGCAUUUUUCGUCAUUCUCACUUAACGAUGUGACCACAAGUGAAGAUCCCAAUGAUAUUUUUGGUGGAACACCUUUUACUGAAACUAACGAGCAAAAAUGGAGAUCAGAACGAGCAGUUUUAACUUCUAUCUUUACAAAAAACAAGUUAAAAGCCAUGUAUUCGUUAAUGCAGCAUUCAACUGAAAAGAUGAUUAACUUUAUUGAUCACGAAGGCUGUAAUAUCGAUGUUGACUCCAAAAGCCUUACUUCGAAAUAUGCAGUAGGAAAUAUAGUAAGAUGUAUAUUUAGCGUGGAAACGAAUUGUUUUAAGGAUCCCAAAAGUCAAUAUCGGGAGAUGGGUCGAAAGCUCUUUCACGCGUCAUUUAUGUCAGGGCUCAGAAUUUCAAUGAGCCUCUUCUUUCCUUCCAUCGUCAAGUUCUUUUCUAUGCCUGUAACAACGAAAGAUUUUGACCAAUGGGCUAGAAAAUUUGUGAAAGCUAAUAUUAAAUCACGUGAAAAUAUAAAAACUGAUUACGAUGAUGUGCUGCAGAUACUCCUAAAUUUUCAAAACAAAAUGAAUGCGUCAGAAGAUCGCGUUAUAACUCAAGCUAUUGCAUUUUAUGUCGAUGGAUAUGAAACAUCGAGUACAACAUUAGCAUUUGCACUUUGGCAUUUGGCACAAUAUCCAGAUAUCCAAAAUACACUUUACGAGGAAGUUGCAACAAUUGCAGAAAAGCAUCAAAAUACUCUUUCGUAUGAAACAAUCAAUGAGAUGGUUUAUUUGGAUAUGGUCCUCCAAGAGACAAUGCGCCUAAAUCCUGUUGGACUGACAAUGCAAAGAAUAUGCACGAAACCCUAUGCCCUGCCUAAAUUGCCUGGACAAAAAGAGGCAGUUGUCCUACAACCUGGAACAUCAGUACUUAUCCCUGUCUAUUCCAUACAUCAUGAUCCCCAAUUCUAUCCUGAUCCAUAUGUCUUCGAUCCCAUGCGAUUCACCGAAGAGAAGCGUCACAAACUUCCAAAAUGUGCACAUCUUCCUUUUGGGGAAGGUCCCAGAAUUUGCGUUGGAAGAAACUUUGGCAUGAUGCAGAUGAAAGUAGCUUUGGCGAGUAUUGUGAAAAAUUUCAAAAUCAUUCAAUCCCCCAAUUCCAAAUCAUACACAAUUGAUCCAAGAUCACCACUCCUGUUCCAAACGAUCGAUAGAUUGCUUAUAAGGUUCGAAAAAAGGUAGGAGAGGAGGAAUACAACUUGGGGAGAGCGUGGCUAGAUUGGCCUGGGACUACGUUAAAUAUUACGGUUUUAUUAUGUAUUUUUUAAUAUCUAAUAAAUGGUUAAAGGAUUGAA
Messenger RNA from Phlebotomus papatasi, 1632 nucleotides. RefSeq names its product cytochrome P450 6k1-like. Bases 38 to 1519 code for a protein of 493 amino acids. Lineage: Eukaryota; Metazoa; Arthropoda; Insecta; Diptera; Psychodidae. The transcript has 5 exons. Gene Ontology annotation, molecular function: heme binding; iron ion binding; monooxygenase activity. The record is from RefSeq and is a predicted model, not a curated record.